Messenger RNA from Penicillium griseofulvum, 771 nucleotides. RefSeq names its product 40S ribosomal protein eS1 (gene rps1). The coding region runs from base 1 to 771 and encodes 256 amino acids. The record is from RefSeq and is a predicted model, not a curated record. Gene Ontology annotation, cellular component: cytosol; ribosome. Lineage: Eukaryota; Fungi; Ascomycota; Eurotiomycetes; Eurotiales; Aspergillaceae. Gene Ontology annotation, molecular function: structural constituent of ribosome. The transcript is spliced from 5 exons. Gene Ontology annotation, biological process: translation.
AUGGCUGUUGGAAAGAACAAGCGUCUAUCUAAGGGUAAGAAGGGUAUCAAGAAGCGCACAGUCGACCCCUUCACUCGCAAGGACGAGUACUCCGUGAAGGCUCCUUCCACCUUCCAGACCCGCGAUGUCGGUAAGACUCUGGUCAACCGCACCAGCGGUUUGAAGAACGCCAACGACUCCCUCAAGGGCCGUAUCUUCGAGGUCUCCCUCGCCGACCUCCAGAACGAUGAGGACCACGCCUUCCGCAAGGUCAAGCUCCGCGUCGACGAGAUCCAGGGCAAGAACUGCCUGACCAACUUCCACGGUCUCGACUUCACUACCGACAAGCUCCGUUCCCUUGUCCGCAAGUGGCAGACUCUGAUUGAGGCCAACAUCACCGUGAAGACCACUGACGACUACCUCCUCCGCCUGUUCGCCAUUGCCUUCACCAAGAGACGCCCCAACCAGAUCAAGAAGACCACCUACGCCGCUUCCUCCCAGAUCCGUGCCAUCCGCAAGAAGAUGGUCGAGAUCAUCCAGCGCGAGGCUUCCACCUGCACCCUCUCUCAGCUCACCCACAAGCUCAUCCCCGAGGUUAUUGGACGUGAGAUCGAGAAGUCCACCCAGGGCAUCUACCCCCUGCAGAAUGUCCACAUUCGCAAGGUUAAGCUCCUCAAGUCCCCCAAGUUCGAUCUCGGUGCUCUCCUUGCUCUGCACGGAGAGUCCGCGACUGAUGACAAGGGCCAGAAGGUUGAGCGUGAGUUCAAGGAGACCGUUCUCGAGAAUGUUUAA